AUGGCACGGUUGGUCGGCAACGCAGGCGGUGGAGCGGCGACAUGGGCGGCCGAUCUGAUUGUCGGCAUGUACAUCUGGUCGCAUUUCCUAUUUCCUGUAGUUUGUGGAAAAUCAAAUGUGAACCCACAGUCUAGGGACUUGGUGCUGCAAUUGGUCGAAAGGAUUCUCUCUGGACCGAAAGCUCGAACUAUUCUGUUAAAUGGCGCUGUUCGAAAGGGGGAACACAUAGUACCACCUGCUGUACUUGAUGUACUCAUGUGGGCGACUUUUCCUGCUUCUACAGCUCGAGUCAAGGCAACUGAAAGAUUUGAGACGUUUUAUCCUACUCUAAAAGAGUUGGCUCUUACUGGUUCUGGUACCAAAACCACAAAGCAAGCAUCACAACAGCUUUUGCCUUUCGCCAUCCAAGCGAUUCAAGAAAAUAAUUCCGAGCUAACAAAGGAAGCGACGGAUUUGUUCAUCUGGUGUUUGACUCAGAAUGCUGAGUGCUAUAAACAGUGGGAAAAACUCUAUGUAGAGAAUGUUGGUGCGACAAUUAUUGUUCUUCGAAAACUCUCCACUGAGUGGCGAAAUUACUCGGCCAAAAUUUCCCCCGACACUCUCAAAGUAACACUUAAGCAUUUGAGGGCUAAAAAUGAAGAUGCCCUAUCAAGAAACACAGACCCCAGCCAAGUAGCAUCCAUCAAAGAAGCUGACAAGUACUGCAAGAUAAUUUUGAUGAAGUUAACACGUAAUUUUGGCUGCAUGAAGGGUAGUGUUUUGGUGCUUGUGCUGGGAAUUGGUCUCUUUUUCACUCUUUCACCGAAUGCCGAGUUAAUUAACUGGGAGAACAUCAAUUGGGAGAAAUUUCAGGUGUUGUUCAGUUCUCUCCAAUCCUCUUAGAACAACUUGGAGUUUAACCAAAUAUUACCAACAAAGGAGAUAGGUCAAGAAAGGAUAUGAUGGCGCUAAAUUCAAAGAUAAUAAUAAGUUUGGUUUUUCACCACGGCUAGAUAACUAUCUGAAAUUGCUCUGGUGUUCGUCGUUGCAGCAAGC
This is a messenger RNA of Zingiber officinale, 1035 nucleotides long. RefSeq lists its product as uncharacterized. Bases 1 to 882 code for a protein of 293 amino acids. The record is from RefSeq and is a predicted model, not a curated record. The transcript is spliced from 7 exons. Gene Ontology annotation, cellular component: Golgi apparatus; endoplasmic reticulum. NCBI's taxonomy places the organism in Eukaryota, Viridiplantae, Streptophyta, Magnoliopsida, Zingiberales, Zingiberaceae.